Molecule: messenger RNA, 4344 nt
Organism: Bursaphelenchus xylophilus (pine wood nematode)
Lineage: Eukaryota; Metazoa; Nematoda; Chromadorea; Rhabditida; Aphelenchoididae
Source: the annotation of a GenBank genome assembly
AUGGUUCUGGACGAGGCUGCCGUAUGCGACCGUUUCCAGAAAGUGAAUUCGUCGACCGACUGUGUUCAGACGACUUCAUCUUGGAUUUUGAGUCACAAAGACGAGAUCGACGUGAUCACUCGUUCUUGGAUGAAAGUAUAUCAAGGGGGUGAGUUUGAUGUUUCCUUUAUUACUCUUAAAUUUAGGCUCCGAGUCUGUUCGUGUUGCCUUGGUGUACAUUGUCAGUGACGUAGUACAUAACGCAAAGAGGGAACGCGACAAGACUAUUUCUGUCGCCUUUCAUCCACAUUUUGUUAAUGCGAUUGUUUUGGCUUCGGACACGGUGAAGAGACCCAUUAAAAGAUGUCUGGAGGUCUUCAGGGAGAGACAUAUUUACCCAAAACAUAUAAUCGAUGAGAUGCAAAGUGCUUUAGGUAAUUUUUCCAAACCAAAAUAUUGUCUUCUUUAGAUGGGACUGCUGAUGUAAGAGCACACGAAGACGACGAUGGAGACUUUGAGGUUGAACCGUUCCUCAAGACAUUGCAGAAUUAUGUGGAAUCUAGCAAUGCCAUCGAUAAGGCCAAGGUGAUCCUGAACAACAUUGACUUUGAGCUGGACGAGAACACCGUGGACAUGUCUGGUAAAUGCCGGCUAUAUAUACCUGGUUUUUAUUUCUCAAACGUCCAUUUUUCCUGUAAUUUUAGAUUCCGAUGCAUUAAGUCAGAUGGAACUUGAAGUGGAUUUGAUGAUACAGAAAUUACAGACAUUUCUGCAACGAAUUGAAGGGAUAAGUAUGAAAAGCGCCAAAGUUAGUCAUACAAUCAUAAAAUCGAAGGCAUUCUUUCACACCCAAUUGAAAGAUGUUGCCAUGGUACAUGAUGUAAGUAAUUCAAAAAUUAAAUCAUCGCGAUUUAGGCUUAUGAUAGAUAUGCCAAGGGAAUUUCUGAGCGGAUUGACCAGUUGGAACCGAUUAUACGAAGCGGGGUGUUGCCUGGACAAACCCCACCUCGAGAUGCACCAUCUCCAAUACCUGGAGAAGAUCCGUUCAACGAAAAUGGGUCUGAUGAUAUGGAAAUGGAUGAAGAAGAUAUGCCUGGUAAUUCAUUUUGAAACUUUUUAAUGACGGUUAUGCCGGGACUUGUCUAGUGGGUUUUUGACCCGUUGAUUUUAGGUAGAUCGUCGUUAAAUCCGCUGAUUCCUCCUCAAAAUUAUGUCCCCGAAAUUAAUCCAACUGAUGGAAGAAUAAAGUUGACAACGCCUGUCCCCGGGAAGACUGCUGAUCCGAGGCAAAGCAGAUUCCAGCCUCCUCCGAUCCCGCCGUACCCACCUGGAUUCUCAGAUUUGAUGCCUAAAUUUACUCCAAACAUACCUCCGCCCAUGAUUUCGCCCAUGUCAUUCCCUCCACCACACUUUGAUUCGCAGAUUCCACCACCACCGGGUGUUGUUGUAAGUGAAGACUUCAAUUGUUAAUUUACCGUACUUUAAAGUCCUUAAUCAUUUUAUUUCUUCCAGGACAUUCCACCAUCCACUUCUAUUGGACCUCCUGGAGAAGACUUGGAUCUCAGAAAAGAGGGAAAUGGAUACUCGAAUGGAAAUCAGAGCUUUACUUCAUUCCCACCUCCAUCAGGUUCGUUUGUACCAGCCCCCGAGCCGAACAAUCGAUUCAAUAAUAACUACUCCAACUACGAGAAUAAACGAAGAAAUGGAAAUUAUUAUGACAGAAAUGAUUUUGGAGGGCCUCGCCGGAAGAAUUUCAGAAGAGGGAGCUACCAUAAUGGUCAUUAGUGGAAUCUUUUGAAUAUGAAGACUCGAUCUGGAUGUGUUUUACAUUUGUCAAUGUUUUCUAACAGUCUUUAAAUGAUGUCUGUUCUCUCAGAUAUUCAGUGGAGUGAUGUCCAGGUGUAUCAUCAUCUCCCACAAUUUAUACCCUCAUAACUUAUUAGAGUUGUUUUUCUAUCUUAAUGAUGUUGUAAUAAGCAUUUUAAACGCUUUACGGGUCGUUAAUAUUUUAUUUGGAUGAACUUUCAUCGCCAAUAACGUACGUGAGACAAUCGUUAAGUCGAUGGUUAUCUGAUUCUGCUAUUGUUUGGAUGUUCUUAUGAGUUUAUUAUACUUUAGACAAGAUGAUGAGUUGGUUUGGAGGAAGUUCGGCAUCGGGAGAGCCCGCGCCUCAGCAUUCAGAAGAGCUCCAUGAUGGUCAUGAUCUCUCCAAGGAGUUGUACAACCAGCCAGUAUUGGCUUUGGAUAGGAUCAAACAUUCUGGAGUUCCUCUUAAGGCACAAAUGACCCCUUAUCUUCAAGUAUGUUUAUAUUUUAACUGUAAGAUUGUGAUUUUUAAGAUGGACCCCAGUAUGUUCAAAGCCUCGCAACCAGAAUAUAUCAUGCCUGAGGGCAAUGAAAAUGGAAAAGGGAAGUUUGAAUUUGCCCUCGGGCACAUUGGAUGGGCUGUCGCGGCUGGAUUUGCAGCUGGUUCACUUCGUGGAUUCGUUCCAGAACUUAUGAAUCCAGACACAAGGCAAUUGGUAAGUUUAAUUCUCAUUUUAUACUGCGCGUCAAAAGUUUGGAACAAUCUAGAUCUUCUUUGCGGCUUGAGAUGGGAGUUUCAUUUCUUUUCUAUUAGAAGCUUCAUGUAUUGAGAACCUCAAUGAAUAUAUAGCCAUCAACAUCAGAAAGCUCGUUGGAGUUUAAUAAAAAAUUUUAAAAAAUAAGUGCGUCAAAAGUUUGGAACAACCUUUGGAAGGUGAUUGUAAACUUCGGGAUGAGGCAGGAUAUCCACGAAUUUAGUAUUUUUGGAUGAUGCAAGGAAUCAGAAUGCCAGUGGCAUACUGAUUUUCAACGAUAGACCCAAACUGAAAAAAAUGCUUAUUGAGCCAAAAAUUACGGUCAAAUUUGCGAAAAAAAUAAUUUUUUGGUUUCGGUUCUACAUGUUAUCGGUGUGUAAGCGUUCUAAAAUAUUUAAUAUGGUCGCAUAAUUGUAGAAGGGCACUCAGAUCUUCGCAUAGGGACCUUAUCCGCACAGCAUAAUUUAUGAAAAUUUUGAGUUUUGCAUUAAAUCUUGAUUUAAUGUAUUUUAUAUUUUUUAUAGAGCGGCUUGGAGGCUAAUUGGCUUUCUGACCGUCAUCGUGGAAUAAAAAGGUAUAUGCAAGAAGCAGAACAUGGCCGCUAUUUGCAACACAAAGGCCACAACUUUAAAAAAGGCGGGUAUAUGAAAUGUUAAUAUUCCCGUAUUUUUUAUCUUCGAUUUGAAGCCGCUGCAUGGUGCAAAACUAAGUGCCUUUUUCGUUAUCACGCUGAUACAGUAUUAUAAACCAUUUCUCCAAUAUAUCACGCCACAAAUCCGGGUGAGAUAUGAAUAAUGAUUUUGGGACUAAAAAAUUUUUAAUGUCUGAAAGAUGUGGCCUUGGAUGUUGUAAAUGGCGUGGAUUUUUGUUGCUUGAAAAUACCUUUUUAUUCCACGAUGACGGUCAGAAAGCCAAUUAGCCUCCAAGCCGCUCUAUAAAAAAUAUAAAAUACAUUAAAUCAAGAUUUAAUGCAAAACUCAAAAUUUUCAUAAAUUAUGCUGUGCGGAUAAGGUCCCUAUGCGAAGAUCUGAGUGCCCUUCUACAAUUAUGCGACCAUAUUAAAUAUUUUAGAACGCUUACACACCGAUAACAUGUAGAACCGAAACCAAAAAAUUAUUUUUUUCGCAAAUUUGACCGUAAUUUUUGGCUCAAUAAGCAUUUUUUUCAGUUUGGGUCUAUCGUUGAAAAUCAGUAUGCCACUGGCAUUCUGAUUCCUUGCAUCAUCCAAAAAUACUAAAUUCGUGGAUAUCCUGCCUCAUCCCGAAGUUUACAAUCACCUUCCAAAGGUUGUUCCAAACUUUUGACGCACUUAUUUUUUAAAAUUUUUUAUUAAACUCCAACGAGCUUUCUGAUGUUGAUGGCUAUAUAUUCAUUGAGGUUCUCAAUACAUGAAGCUUCUAAUAGAAAAGAAAUGAAACUCCCAUCUCAAGCCGCAAAGAAGAUCUAGAUUGUUCCAAACUUUUGACGCGCAGUAUACUAUAGUUGAUAUUUCCUCCAGCGUGGCAAACCUUGGCUGACUCGUGUUGUGAAUGCCACAGUGAAACAUGGAAGUGGAUAUGCCCAGCCAGCUGGUGCAGCUGUUUUCAUGUUCUCGGUACUGGAAAUCGGUCUGAAGAGUGCCCGAGCCGACGAUGAUUUGAACACCUUAGGAGCCGGAGCCCUCGCCGGGGCCAUCUACAGAAGUCCAUAUGGAUCACGAGCGGCUGGAGUUGGCGCUGCAAUGGGUCUUUUGUUAGCCACCACCUGGGUUCUGGUGAACCCGGAUAGUCGCGGCAGAAUUCGCGAGAUGGUUAACUUCGCAUAG